GAUUCAUCGACGUUCCGUCAGUCGGUCUGUCGGUGACACCGGAUUAAAAUUGGGAAACUUCCGCAGCCUUCCAUAUCGCAAAAUCAACGGAGGAGCGAGCAUGAGAUCCGGGAGUACCUUACAUUAGGCGAGAGAAAAUAAAUAGACAUCGAGUUGGAACGGGAGGAGGGAGUGGACGAAAAAAAGGAUUCACACACUGGAUUUUAGAUGGCGCUGGCGAGCGACCCCGGUGCCAGCCAGCAGCAGACCCAGGCCCAGAAGGAUGCCGCGGACCAGAACUUUGACUACAUGUUCAAGCUGCUGAUCAUCGGCAACAGCAGCGUUGGGAAGACCAGCUUACUCUUCCGCUACGCUGACGACUCCUUUACUUCGGCCUUCGUCUCCACCGUGGGCAUCGACUUCAAGGUCAAGACGGUCUACCGCAACGAUAAGAGGGUCAAGCUACAGAUCUGGGACACGGCGGGCCAGGAGCGUUACAGGACCAUCACCACAGCCUACUACAGAGGAGCCAUGGGCUUCCUGCUCAUGUAUGACAUCACCAACCAGGACUCAUUCUACGCCGUGCAGGACUGGGCGACCCAGAUCAAGACGUACUCGUGGGACAACGCCCAGGUGAUCCUGGUGGGGAACAAGGCUGACCUGGAGGACGACAGGCUGGUACCAGCGGAGGACGGACAGAGACUGGCUGACGAGCUGGGGUUCCAGUUCUUCGAGGCCAGUGCCAAAGACAACAUCAACGUGAAGCAGGUGUUCGAGUGUCUCGUCGACCGCAUCUGCGAGAAGAUGAGCGAGAGCAUGAAUGGGGAGCCCAGCCCAUUGGCCAAUCACAAGGGCCCCAGCCUACAGGACACGCCCCCAGACAACAAGGGUGGCUGCUCCUGCUGAUAACGCCUUAAACAUACAUACGGUAUACAUGCUCGCGCACACACACACACACAAACACACACUGAAAAAAUUAAAUACACAAACACUCCCACACACGCUCAAUGACUUGCCAGAAAUCUAGCGUUGUGAAUGUACUCUUGGUUUUGUGUAACAUUGUUGCUACUAUCCCUGUUACCGACUGGUUCCCCAGUCACUUGCACUCACUUUGCCUCUAACAACAGAUUUCACAUCAGUUCUCUUGUUUAGAAUGAGCUGAUGGCAUGUAUUUUGCUAUAGGAUAAGCUUUCCAGAGUAGGGUGAAGUUGCCCCUAGACACUGAUCUUGGGUCAGUUUAACAUUUCCCCCACUAAUAGUUAGGAUUGGGGAGGGUAAGCUGAUCCUAGAUCUGUACCUAGGGGAAACUUCAUCUGGGAGCCUUCCCACAACCCAAGCCUAGCCUAAGAACAGUUGUUCAGUGCUGUAGUUCAGAUUCUGUUUGAUUGUGUCAUGAUCAUACUGAGUCGCACACUCCACAUGUAUAACCUCCCAGUAAUGUAUUGGGUAAAAAUGAUCAUACUGCCCCCAUGUGGAUGUUGCGUGUCACUGCAGUAAUAAUGGAAGCACCUGCUCUAAUAGUGUCAAUAACGCAGCUGUGUCUGCCUGACAUCAACGACAUUGUAGGGCCCUGAGUUUCUCCUGGCUGCGUGGUGGAAAAACUCAAGGCCCUAUACUAAGGGAGCGUCUAGAUGGCUGGCUUAUGAGGCUAUUGCUUAUGAAUGUUCAGCUGUAGCCUAUACACUGUAAACCAAAAUGUUAGGUCAACUAUGACUGACCAACCAACCUGCCAAAGUUUCUUGAUUCAACUGGAUACUGGGGUUGGGGUCAAUUCAAUUUCAAUGCAGUCAAUUCAGGAACUGAACUGAAAUUCCAAUUCCAUUUUUAUUCUUAUGGAGUAGUGUUGUGGAGAAUUAGAAUUUCGGUUUACUUCCUGCAUUGGCUGAAUUGAAAAGGAAUUGACCCCAACCGUGCUGGACUAAAUGUCCUUCCUGACCUGCACUGUCCCACUAACUACUGUAACUGAAUGAGCUAUUAGAUUCUACAUCAGGCAUUCAAUGGAAAAACGUCUUACUGUAUUUGUGUAUGGUCUGGUUGUGUUUUAUAGGUUUGUGUUUUAGUGCUCAGGUCGAAUGUAAAAGUCAUAGCAUGAUUUCAUUUGAUUCAUUUCAGUUAAUGACUGUAUAUCUGCUCAAUCCCCUCGAAUGAACAAAAUAAAGAAUGUAAUGUAAAUUUA
Molecule: messenger RNA, 2155 nt
Organism: Coregonus clupeaformis (lake whitefish)
Lineage: Eukaryota; Metazoa; Chordata; Actinopteri; Salmoniformes; Salmonidae
Product: ras-related protein Rab-3D
Exons: 5
Coding region: 208-885 (225 amino acids)
Biological process (GO): protein secretion; regulation of exocytosis; protein localization to plasma membrane
Cellular component (GO): synaptic vesicle; plasma membrane; endosome
Molecular function (GO): GTP binding; GTPase activity
Source: RefSeq, a predicted model, not a curated record